CAGGUACUGGGAGGACGCAAGCGAUGAGUACCGGUGCAUGGAGGGCUCGCUGCUACCUCUGUGGAAGUUCCACCAUGACAAGUCGAGAGCGCUCCUGGUCUCCGCCGUGUGCUGGAGCCCCGUGUACCACGAUCUGUUUGCUGCUGCUUACGCCACAGGAGAGCUAGGAGGACCCUUAGGCGAAGGGAUGCUAUGCAUCUACACGCUGAAGAACCCGUCAACGCCAGAGCGAGUCCUGCGCGCUCCGUGUGGCGUCACCUGCGUCCAUUUCCACCCGAAGGAAACUAGAGAGAAAGAGGAAUCCAACACAAUAGAAAUCGUCACGAUCCGUUAA
Molecule: messenger RNA, 334 nt
Organism: Penaeus vannamei (Pacific white shrimp)
Lineage: Eukaryota; Metazoa; Arthropoda; Malacostraca; Decapoda; Penaeidae
Source: RefSeq, a predicted model, not a curated record